AUGGAGGUUUACGUGAGAUUGAUCUUGGAAGAGAUUAACAUCAUGGGCCAAGUGUGUGAAGUGUGCUGCCCAGUCCCCGUCCGGCUGGUGAACGGGAACAACAUGUGCUCUGGGAGAGUCGAGGUCUAUCAUAACUCUACCUGGGGCACCGUCUGUGGCAGGAGCUGGAAUAGGAGUGAAGCGGACGUGGUCUGCAGGAUUUUGAACUGUGGGACAUCUGAGUCGGUAACAACAGAUGCCUCCUACGGAGAGGGCACUGGGAAGAUCUGGCUGGAUGGGGUGAAGUGUAAGGGGACAGAGCCUGCUCUCGACCAGUGCCCUGCCAGCCCAUGGGGGGUGAAUAACUGCUCCCACGCAGAGGACGCUGGAGUCUCCUGCACAGGCCCGGUCCCCGUCCGGCUGGUGAACGGGAACAACAUGUGCUCUGGGAGAGUCGAGGUCUAUCAUAACUCUACCUGGGGCACCGUCUGUGGCAGGAGCUGGAAUAGGAGUGAAGCGGAUGUGGUCUGCAGGAUUUUGAACUGUGGGACAUCUGAGUCGGUAACAACAGAUGCCUCCUACGGAGAGGGCACUGGGAAGAUCUGGCUGGAUGGGGUGAAGUGUAACGGGACAGAGCCUGCUCUCGACCAGUGCCCUGCCAGCCCAUGGGGGGUGAAUAACUGCUCCCACGCAGAGGACGCUGGAGUCUCCUGCACAGGCCCAGUCCCCGUCCGGCUGGUGAAGGGGAACAACAUGUGCUCUGGGAGAGUCGAGGUCUAUCAUAACUCUACCUGGGGCACUGUCUGUGGCAGGAGCUGGAAUAAGAUGGCGGCAGACGUGGUCUGCAGGAUUUUGAACUGUGGGACAUCUGAGUCGGUAACAACAGAUGCCUCCUACGGAGAGGGCACUGGGAAGAUCUGGCUGGAUGGGGUGAAGUGUAACGGGACAGAGCCUGCUCUCGACCAGUGCCCUGCCAGCCCAUGGGGGGUGAAUAACUGCUCCCACGCAGAGGACGCUGGAGUCUCCUGCACAGGCCCAGUCCCCGUCCGGCUGGUGAACGGGAACAACAUGUGCUCUGGGAGAGUCGAGGUCUAUCAUAACUCUACCUGGGGCACCGUCUGUGGCAGGAGCUGGAAUAAGAUGGCGGCAGACGUGGUCUGCAGGAUUUUGAACUGUGGGACAUCUGAGUCGGUAACAACAGAUGCCUCCUACGGAGAGGGCACUGGGAAGAUCUGGCUGGAUGGGGUGAAGUGUAACGGGACAGAGCCUGCUCUCGACCAGUGCCCUGCCAGCCCAUGGGGGGUGAAUAACUGUUCCCACGCAGAGGACGCUGGAGUCUCCUGCACAGGCCCGGUCCCCGUCCGGCUGGUGAACGGGAACGUGUGCUCUGGGAGAGUCGAGGUCUAUCAUAACUCUACCUGGGGCACCGUCUGUGGCAGGAACUGGAAUAAGAGUGAAGCGGACGUGGUCUGCAGGAUUUUGAACUGUGGGACAUCUGAGUCGGUAACAACAGAUGCCUCCUACAGAGAGGGCACUGGGAAGAUCUGGCUGGAUGGGGUGAAGUGUAAGGGGACAGAGCCUGCUCUCGACCAGUGCCCUGCCAGCCCAUGGGGGGUGAAUAACUGCUCCCACGCAGAGGACGCUGGAGUCUCCUGCACAGGCCCGGUCCCCGUCCGGCUGGUGAACGGGAACAACAUGUGCUCUGGGAGAGUCGAGGUCUAUCAUAACUCUACCUGGGGCACCGUCUGUGGCAGGAGCUGGAAUAGGAGUGAAGCGGACGUGGUCUGCAGGAUUUUGAACUGUGGGACAUCUGAGUCGGUAACAACAGAUGCCUCCUACGGAGAGGGCACUGGGAAGAUCUGGCUGGAUGGGGUGAAGUGUAAGGGGACAGAGCCUGCUCUCGACCAGUGCCCGGCCAGCCCAUGGGGGGUGAAUAACUGUUCCCACGCAGAGGACGCUGGAGUCUCCUGCACAGGCCCAGUCCCCGUCCGGCUGGUGAACGGGAACAACAUGUGCUCUGGGAGAGUCGAGCUCUAUCAUAACUCUACCUGGGGCACCGUCUGUGGCAGGAGCUGGAAUAGGAGUGAAGCGGACGUGGUCUGCAGGAUUUUGAACUGUGGGACAUCUGAGUCGGUAACAACAGAUGCCUCCUACGGAGAGGGCACUGGGAAGAUCUGGCUGGAUGGGGUGAAGUGUAAGGGGACAGAGCCUGCUCUCGACCAGUGCCCGGCCAGCCCAUGGGGGGUGAAUAACUGUUCCCACGCAGAGGACGCUGGAGUCUCCUGCACAGGCCCGGUCCCUGUCCGGCUGGUGAACGGGAACGUGUGCUCUGGGAGAGUCGAGGUCUAUCAUAACUCUACCUGGGGCACCGUCUGUGGCAGGAACUGGAAUAAGAAUGAAGCGGACGUGGUCUGCAGGAUUUUGAACUGUGGGACAUCUGAGUCGGUAACAACAGAUGCCUCCUACGGAGAGGGCACUGGGAAGAUCUGGCUGGAUGGGGUGAAGUGUAAGGGGACAGAGCCUGCUCUCGACCAGUGCCCUGCCAGCCCAUGGGAUGUGAAUAACUGUUCCCACGCAGAGGACGCUGGAGUCUCCUGCACAGAGUCGUGCGUUGAAGAACUGGAGUUGAAUCUGGAUGACCUUUGGUGCGUACGGGAGAAUGAGGAGAUGAUGGAUAGAAGCCCCUAA
Messenger RNA from Hypanus sabinus (Atlantic stingray), 2667 nucleotides. RefSeq names its product deleted in malignant brain tumors 1 protein-like. NCBI's taxonomy places the organism in Eukaryota, Metazoa, Chordata, Chondrichthyes, Myliobatiformes, Dasyatidae. The coding region runs from base 1 to 2667 and encodes 888 amino acids. The record is from RefSeq and is a predicted model, not a curated record. Gene Ontology annotation, cellular component: membrane. The transcript has 10 exons.